AUGACUGUUCGCGUUGUUACUUGUGUAGAAGUGUCAUCAUUCGGUGAUACGCCAACUUGUCAUUAUUUUCCAAAUCGAGCACCACUUCAACCAGUACCAUUUCAAAAACUGCCACCUGGUUCAAUUAAACCCGAUGGUUGGUUACUUGGUCAGUUACGUUCACAAAUAAAUGGUUUGAACGGAAAACUUUCAGAAAUAUCUGAUUAUCUUGUUUAUGAUCAAUGUGGUUGGGUUGAUCCAACGAAAUCAGCUUGGGAAGAAUUACCCUAUUGGUUACGUGGCUUUACUGAUCUUGCUUUUGUAACUGGUGAUCAAACGACUUUAGCAUUAGCAAAUCGUUGGAUUGACGGAAUAUUAAGUAGUCAACAAGUGGAUGGAUGGUUUGGUCCGAAUGAUUUACGUACAUCACUUGAAGGUGGUCCUGACCUUUGGCCAGCAAUGCCAUUAUUGAAUGUUUUUCGUUCGUUUUAUGAAUAUACAAAUGAUGCUCGUGUCAUUCCAUUUCUUGUAAAAUAUUUUCAAUUUAUUAAUCAACAAUCAGCUGCUGUAUUUUCUCGUGGUUGGAGUUAUACUCGAUGGGCCGAUAAUAUUGAUACAAUUAUCUGGUUAUAUAAUCGAACGACAGAUACAGAUUGGCUGCUUGAUUUAAUUCAUAAGAUUCAUUCGAAUUCAGCCGAUUGGCUUUCUGGUUUGCCAACAUGGCAUAAUGUUAAUAUUGCACAAGGAUUUCGUGAGCCAGCACUGUAUUCACUUGUUGUUAAUCCACCUGAUUCUCGUUUUCUUCUGGCGACCUAUGACGAUUAUCAAAAAGUUAUGAAUCAAUAUGGACAAUUUCCCGGUGGAGGUUUUGCUGGCGAUGAAAAUUGUCGUACGGGCUACGGUGACCCUCGGCAAGGUAUUGAAACAUGUGGAAUUGUUGAAUUUAUGAAUAGUUUUGAAAUUCUAACACGAAUUACGGGUGAUGGUCUAUGGGCUGAUCGAUGUGAAACAUUAGCUUUCAAUACACUUCCAGCUGCAUUUGAUCCAAUCGUAGGACGUGGUACACAUUAUAUAACGUGCGCUAAUUGUAUUCAACUUGAUGAUCAAACUAAAACUCAACAACAAUUUCAAAAUAAUUUUCCUAUGCUUGCUUACAAACCAGGAGUUCAUCAGUAUCGUUGCUGUACACAUAAUCAUGGUAUGGGUUGGCCGUACUAUGCUGAAGCCGCAUGGUUAGCAACGUAUGAUGGUGGUCUAUGUGCUUCUUUAUAUGUAUCAAAUCAAGUAACAGCCUUAGUGGGUCCCAAUGAUGGUACACAAGUAACAAUCAUUGAAGAAACAGAUUAUCCAUUUGAUGGAACUGUUAAAUUUCGUUUUCAAUUAUCAACACCAACACAAUUUAAACUUUACUUACGUGUACCAUGUUGGUGUAGAAAAGCGCCUACGCUCUCAUUAAAUGGACAGAUUCUAUUUAAUGAAAAAACAUCAAAUAAUGGUUCAUAUCUUAUUGUUGAUCGUCUUUGGGUAGAUGAUGACGCGCUAACAUUUACAAUACCACUAUCAUUAAGAAUACAAACAUGGACAUCGAAUCAUAGUGCUGUCUCAUUGUCUUAUGGUCCUUUAACAUUUUCGUUAGGCAUAAGUGAACAAUACAAUCGUAUUGGUGGUACAGAUGAUUGGCCUGAAUUUGAAGUAAUUCCAAAAUCAAAUUGGAAUUAUGGUUUAGUCAUGGCAAGUUCUAAUGAAUGGUUAAUUAAACGGAAAAAAAUUAAAAAUGGUUUUCAAAAUCUUUUUACAAAAGAUACUGUUCCACUUAAUCUUGAAGUUCGAGCCCGUCGUAUUCCCGAAUGGCAAGCAGAUAGUCAAAAUGUAGUUGGAUUAUUACCACAGUCACCUGUUCACAGUCAAGAAUCUGAUGAAAUACUUACAUUAAUACCAAUGGGAGCAGCACGACUUCGUAUAACGACUUUUCCAACCAUUGCUCAAUGA
Messenger RNA from Rotaria socialis, 1968 nucleotides. Lineage: Eukaryota; Metazoa; Rotifera; Eurotatoria; Philodinida; Philodinidae. The record is from the annotation of a GenBank genome assembly.